Messenger RNA from Truncatella angustata, 1572 nucleotides. RefSeq names its product Alpha/Beta hydrolase protein. The coding region runs from base 1 to 1572 and encodes 523 amino acids. Gene Ontology annotation, biological process: proteolysis. Gene Ontology annotation, molecular function: serine-type carboxypeptidase activity. The transcript is spliced from 5 exons. Lineage: Eukaryota; Fungi; Ascomycota; Sordariomycetes; Amphisphaeriales; Sporocadaceae. Gene Ontology annotation, cellular component: fungal-type vacuole. The record is from RefSeq and is a predicted model, not a curated record.
AUGCAAUCUGCACCUUUGAUUUCGUUUUUAUUGACCUAUUUAGUGCAGUGGAGUGCAGCUUCGCUAUCAUCAAAUCGUAUAGUGGAUGCCGAGUUGCUGGUCGAGAGACAAAUACCGGCAGAGCCUACCAAUGUCACAACUAUUGUGUCGCCGAAAGGCUUCGAAAUUCGCUAUAGCGAGCCAGGUAAGCAUGGGGUUUGCGAGACGACGCCAGGUGUGCAUUCUUACUCCGGAUAUAUCAGCAUCGACAAUGAAACAAAUGUAUUCUUUUGGUUUUUUGAGGCUAGGAAUAAUCCGAAUGGAGCACCUAUCACUCUCUGGCUUGAGGGUGGGCCAGGUGCGGACUCGUUAUUCGGGCUUUUCGAUCUUGUUGGACCCUGUUACGUGACGGAUAAUUUUACUUCCACCUUGAAUGCGAACAGCUUUAACGAAGUGAGCAAUUUGCUCUUUCUGUCCCAGCCCAUCGGCGUUGGCUUCUCUUAUGCUGAGGCCGUUGUCGGCAUCAUCAAUGCAACAACAGGUUUGCCCCAAGAAACUUUGACACCGGAUGGCCGUUACGCAGACGUUGAUCCAUUACGGACAACUACAAGCUCGGCCGCUGCUAUUACUGCAUGGGAAGUUCUGCAGGCAUUCUUCGACGAGCUUCCUACAUUUGACGGACGGAUUCACUCUAGAGAGUUCAACCUAUGGACUCUUAGCUACGGCGGCCAUUAUGGACCCGCGUUCUUCGACUAUUUUUACCUGCAGAACGAACUAAUUAAGGCCGGGACUAUUGACGGCAUUCAACUCGAAAUGCAGUCACUCGGUAUCUUCAAUGGAAUCAUUGAUAUUGGUAUACAGAUGCCUUAUUACCCAGAGUUCGCUUAUAAAAACCAGUACGGCUUGCAACUCGUCAAUGAGUCGAUAUAUGACUUUAUGAAGACAGCUUAUUUAAUUGGCUGUUCCGAUUACCUCGAAGCUUGUCACGCCUCCGAUGUUCGCACUUUUAUAGGCCAAGUAAUCUGUGCUCAAGCCACCGCGGUAUGCCGUGUUAUGGUGGAAGGACCGGCCGAAGCACUGAGUGGUCGCAGCCCUUACGAUAUUCGAGCGUUGGCUUCAGCAGAUCCCGAGCCUGGAUACUGGAUCAAUUAUGUUAACACGGCGUUUGUGCAGAAUGCAUUGGGCGUCGAUCUCAACUACACGUCUGCAUCAAGCCAGCAAGUGCAGGAAGGCUUCCUUUCCUCCGGUGACUGGGCGUACAGUAAGCUGCCAGAACUGGAAAACCUUCUGAAUCUCGGUGUCAGGGUUGCGUUGAUCCAUGGAGACGCUGAUUAUCUAGCCAACUGGAUGGGUGGAGAGGCCAUUUCACUUGCGGUGAACUACACGCACUCGACAGAGUUCAGAUCUAGCGGAUAUGCGCCGUUCAUGGUCAAUGGAACAGAGUAUGGAGAGUCCCGCCAAUAUGGCAACUUUAGUUUCACGCGAAUCUACGAGGCUGGGCAUGAUGUGCCGUUUUACCAGCCAUCAGCUUCUCUGGAGCUCUUCAGGAGGGUGCUGCAUAAUCUAGCCGUAUCGGAUGGAGCACGAAUGUAA